Messenger RNA from Pocillopora meandrina, 9520 nucleotides. The record is from the annotation of a GenBank genome assembly. NCBI's taxonomy places the organism in Eukaryota, Metazoa, Cnidaria, Anthozoa, Scleractinia, Pocilloporidae.
AUGGAAGAAACCAGCGAAGAACUGCCCAAUUUUUCUAUCGACAUUAACCUUUUAGGUCUUGAUCCAACAAGCAACAAAAAUAAAACCGAAAGACAUUCGCUGGGAACCAAAAAAGGUCACCAAUCGGUCAAUAACAACAUUGCAAGGUAAAAUUUCCGUUUUUGUUGUUGUUUUUUUAAAUUUGUUCCACCUAAUAAUAAAGUAAACAGUUGUUGAUUGGGAAUUUACCAAAACCAAAACAAUCAAGGCCGCAAAAAAUCUAAAUGCGACAAACGAAACAACAAAUUAGUCACACUUUGUCUCAAAAUUAAAUCUCUUUUCUCUUAGAAUUUAGCUCGGUGGAAGGAGAAAAAAUCCAGACACAGCUGAAACGUUUGUCGCCGGGCCGACUAAUCGCACGACACGUCAGUCCGGUACUUUCUUCUUAACAGGUUCGGCAUUCUUAAUCGCUUAUUUCUAUACAGAUCAAUACUACCAAACUAUUUCGUUUGAAGCAUGCCUACUUCCGUUUACGCGUGGUCGUGCUCUAUGACAAUUUCUCAACAUAAUGAUGACUACUUCAUUUGCUCUGAUAUUAAUAGAAGCUGUUAUCAUUGUCUGUGUUCUGGCAUCCUUUCAAGCAUCGCGUUUACAACAGAUAUUUCUUGUAUGAUAUUAUAGAAACAACAAGUCUCGAUAAGAACGCAAUUAGAAUAAUUUAUUAGGAAGGAACUAGCUAACGAGCACACCAUGUUCGGUGAAAGACACCAAUACUCUCGAAAAUGUUUUUUUCACCUUUUUUUUUAAUUACUCGGCUCUCUGGAUCCAACACACAAUUCCACUAAAAUUCAAGUUUAUUUCAAGUUGUGUAACUGUUGUUAAUCUCUAAGGUUCUCACACUCUGAUUCUCACUGAAUUCUUCUUCUUCAACUACAGAAGUUUGACUCCACUCUUCUGCACUAUGUCUUCAUUUUCCUAGUCUGCUUUCCUCUCUCUUCUCUCCACUCUCCUGAGUAAGCUACAAAGAAAAAGCUUUAAUAGUCACUACUGACAGAUGUAGGUGGGCAUGCCAGCCAGCUGACCUUGGGAGAGAACUUUUUUUGUUGUAACACUAAACCAAACAAUUUCACGAGACUUUCGAAAUGAGCAAUGAACAAUGCGGUCGUUCAACAGAGUAAACCUCUGAUUGUGUCAGCCAAAACAUAAACUUCCGCGUGGGUCCAAAGCAAGGUCAGUAAGCAAACUAAUCACGCCCACCUAAAGAAGUUAGACGAGACUGUCACAAGUCGGAAAUUCGUCCCGUCAGCUUAAACCUAAAUAACAUCGGAAUUCGAGUUGACACGUUAAAUACACUCUAAAUAGAAACGAAAGAUAAAAUCAUUAAAUCAGUUCUAGCUUCUUGAGUGCUCUCCAAACUUCCCAAGUGCUUCAUAUCUCGAUGAACGCACACCGGACGUAUGAACCAAUUGUUUUAUAACAUUUUCAACCCGAUAGAAAUUUUUUUUCUUUCUCGAGGGAUUUGUUUGUUAACGUCAUGAGCGUGCACAAUAGGAAUAUGAAGCACGCUCACGCAAUUUAACUUGAUUAGACAAAUUUACUAGCUAUGUUAACUAAAUGACGAACUAAUUAUCAACUGGCAGAAUAAUUCAUAACAAAUUUAUUUUAAUAACAUGCCAGAUUUUUCUAUCGCCACCAAAGUUAUAGACAGACGCACGUCAGCAAUUUUUCUGCAUUAUAAUAUUACAUCGAACACUUCAAUCCAAAUCACCUCGUAGUAAUCAUUACACAAUACGCCGCGGUUACUUUUGCAGUCCAAAAUGCGGAUUUAAAUGGAAUAAAUACCUUGCGGUUAAAAUUUUUUUUGCCAAAUUUUCAAUACAAACCGUGGUGUUUUAGAGGUUUCCCAAAAUCAUGUUGAUUUUGUAGAUAAUGAAAUAAUUGCACGGGCGGAGGUAUCCUUUAUGGUGAUGUUCAAAGCUCCGCCCGCAUUAUCUGACGAUAAUUUCAAGUUAUUCACCGAGUAAAACUACUUUCUUUACUUUCGCGAUGUUUCUAGUUCAACGAAAGACUUAUACAAUAAAGACCUUUGCUUAAGAACUCAAGUGGCUUAUUACCUUUAUGCGCGCCAAGAGAAACUGCUGGUUCACCUUUUUUUUUUCCGUUUUUACCCGGUAUCCGCUGCAAAUGGAUUUCUGGAUUAGGAAAUACUCACGCGAAAACUAUUUGCGAUCAAAACAAAAAUGUUCAAAUAGUCUUUGGGUGCAUUUUUUUUUCAUGCGUUUGAUCACAGUCCAGACGACCUUUUGAACGGUCAGCUGAAAUCUUCACCGUUCUUUAAUGUCAAUGAAUAAUGGAUCUCAAUAAAAGUACCAUGAAUUUUGCAUUUGGUCAUAAGAAGUUUAAUUACACAAGGCUUGAAAACAGAGGAUUUUUUUUUUUUUUUUUUUUUUUUUUAGAUGGUUUAUUUUAUUUGUUUUCUCUUCAGCCGCUGAGUAAAUGUAUAGUUAUUUUCGCUUUCCAAAGUCUGAAGACUGCGUUUGAUUAAACAACAGCUAAUUAUGGACAUGUCCAAACUUCCAGACAAAUUGAAUAAUGUAAAUGACUCUGUUGUCGAGUUUUCACGAUAUCGGAUAAAGUCAGGUACGUAAUCUAAGGAGAGCACGUGCGCAACUGAAACAAUUCAUUAUCAGGGCGGUAAAUGCAAAAGAUGAUCGCAUGUAACAGAACAAGGUUGAGAGUAAGGAAAUUCUAAAACCGUUCACUGCCUGUAAACUCAUCCUAAUUGCAAAAGCUAGAAACUCCCCGUCAGCGGGAUUGGUCACAUUGGAACCUAAGCCAUAAAAAUAAUAAAGAAAGAAAUAAAGAAAUAAAUAAAAAUAAACAAUGAAGAUAAAAAUAUAUCAUUUGUUGCUUUUAAUAAUUGGAUCGGUUAACAGCCAGCCACGGUGGCUGUGUUUUCAUAUCUCCAUCAUCAUAGUUCGUUAUGGUAAUUAGAGAGGAGCACAAACGCAAAUAAAUCAAUUUUAAGUUAUUUAGCGGAAGAUGCAUGCGUUAUUCGCAUAUGGCAGAACACUCUGCACCUCCUAGCUUGAAUGGAAGGAUAUUCUUCUCGAAACGAUCGUUGGUGGAAAAUUUUAAGAAGAAAAGCCUCUAAGAUCGUGUAACAUAUAAGGCCCUGUCUGGACGAAUGCACAAUAAUGAACUUUAUCGGUGUUUACUUAGCCUCAUCUUACUCUAGAAGGGUUGGAAGAAUUUGAUAAGUUAUGAACAGAGAUAUCUCGUAACGGUCAUUCAUAAAAUUAGAUUAUUACAAGUAGUGAAGGGAAGUAUUAUGCUGAGACAAGAGAUUAUUGGCAGAGAAAAUAGGUCCACCUACCUGUCAGGUAAUAAGAAACAAAUGAGGGUAAAGUCCUAUCAGUUUAUAAAACUUGCCGCCACAUUUUCUGUUUAGUUUCUCACUUUCUUUGUGGUCGCAUAUGCGUGUUGCAUACCUCCAAAGAGUUACGCCCAAAUCAUUACAAUGAGAAGUCCUCAACGACGAAUAUGUAUGUAAUACCGGCUGUUUGGUAAACAAUUUGCAGUGCAUAUAAUUUUCCGCAAACACUGUGGUCAUUUUUGUUUCCAAAUAUAGGACUUUUUGUGAAACAAGUAUGUCAUUUAAUACUAGAACUCUUCAAUUUGAAGAGGCAAACAGUUGUAACAACGUUUAUACCAUGGGGUCUGCAUGUAUAACUUAAUUUUGCAACGUGCAAGAAUUCUCGAGAGGCUUUCUUUUUAUCAUCAAUCAGUCGACUGAGAAAAUAGGUCCACUCACCUGUUAGGUAAUAUAAAACACAUGAGGGUAAAGUCUUAUCAGUUUACAGAGCUUGUCGCCAACUUUUCCUUGUAGUUUCUCAUUUUCUUUUUGGUGGCAUAUGCGUGCUGCAUACUUCCAAAGAGCUACACCCAAAUCAUGACAAUGAGACGUUCUCAACAAGGAAUAGACAUGUUAUUAUCAAGUAUCAUGAGAGUAUAUGGCUGCUUUAUCGUGGCUUUCGUAAUGCUGUGAAAUUCCAGUAUCAGUUGGUUUCGCGCAGACCUUCGUGUCUGAUCAUGUCUGGUCACAUGACGAGUGGCGUGAGCAGCCACUCAGUACUUUUACUCUAUGUAUUUGAUGAUUCAUGUAAUUUUCCAGUUUUAAUUUCAAGUCUAGAAGAUAAUGUCAAACCACCAUUUAUUGACUACCGUUCAAUGACUUGACAGUCGGGGACUGUUUCUGGUAAUCAUCAGUCCAAGAAAGGGAAGUCUGUCGUUGUUCUCAGGUUACAUUGUGAAGCUGAGUGAAGGGUGGAUUUCAUUCAGUGUUGACAAGAAAACAGAGGCAGAUGAAACAUCGGGCAUUUUGCUGAGGUUUUUUGGAACAAGGGGUUUGACGGCACUUUGUUAAGCAGACAUCUUGUUUUGGUUUUCCAAUUUUUCUUCAAUAUGGCACAUAAACGCAUUUGCCAUUAGUGGUCCGAGAGGAGAGCUCAUGGCAACCUUAUCCACUUGCCCGUAAAAAUUUCCGUCGAAUUGGAAAAGGUGUUUUUUUAUGUUUUUUUGUUUUUUUGUUUUUUGUGAUGUUAAGGGCAUAUUUCCUAUUUAGACAGUUGCCUUCAAACGCUUUCUCUGCUAAGAUUUUGAUGCUUCGUUGGCCUCUGUUUUCUUGUCAAUGCUGAAUGAGAUCCACCCUUCACUCAGUUUUACAAUGGAACUCGAGAACAACGGCAAACUUACCUUUCUUGGAAUGAUGAUUAACGGAAAUAGUCCCCGACCAGAAACGAAGGUCUACGCGAAAACAACUGAUACUGGACUUUUAUUGCAUCACCAAAGCCAUGUUGACGAAAAGUACAAACUGUCUCUGCUGAGGAUAAUGCUAAACCGUGCGUUUAGUCUACUCGAACUGGAUUUUUUUCCAUCGAGAAUAUGAACGUCAAAAAAAGGCUUUUGCGUGAGCCGACACUUUCAUCAACGUGUGGAGGAACACAAGUAAUCAAAACUCGGUAAUCAUGUAAAGGACGAGUACGGAAAGGAUCCCGAGACCAUCGAAAAAAAUUUCAAGAUCUAAUCUUCUCAUGAAGAAAGAAACGCUACGAUUUUCCCUUCGAUUUUUCGCCCAUAUGCAUCUCUCUAAACGUGGAAUUUUCCAUUCCUACAAAAAAUAUCGAAAGUCUUUCACAUUUUGUUACCUCUCUUGAUCAAUCAUCUUGUAUAAAGAGCUAAAAAAUGUAGGUAUAUUUGGUCAAGUGACCGCUUAGACCAAGAAUUGCAUAACAGGUCUAGUUGAGAGAAACUUGUCACGUGGCAGAUUUUAAAAGGCAUCCAAUACGAAAAUACGGUAGUGACCUGAGAUUUUUUGAUGAUUUUCAGAAAUGAAAUGAUUGUUUAUAAAGGGGAAUAGAUAUUUGUUGUAGCUUUCUGACAAGGGGAGAUAUUUGACCUCAAAGUUGUCUAAUAUUUGGAUGAAUCGAAAAGUCUAAAAACACAGUCGUUUCUUGGCCUCUGUCGUCGAUCAAAUUGACUGAUACUUGUGGCGAACAUUAAGUAAGGAUGGAAAAAUAUGUGUGCAAACCCUCAAAGUAAUUUGUUGAAUACCAUCGCAGUGAGAGCUUCAUACAUUUAACCUAUUUUGAAGCGAUUUCCUUGGAGAAAACCAAGAAAAACCGGGGGGGUGGUCUAUCUCCCCCCGGAAAAAACCAAAACAGAAACCAGUGUGUCUUUUUGAGUUUUGGGGUAGACCCUUUAAGACUUUUAUCAUCGAGAAUCGCUGGCCAGGCUAAAAAUAUAGAAAUUCUGAAAAGUUGCCUGAAAAAACGCUCUUAGGGAGAUAUAUUAAAAAAAAACAUUUAAAAGUUUGAAAAAUCAAAUGUUUACGAGAAAAUGGGGAAAAACGAAAAUUUGGGUUUUUACCUACUUAUUCAUGCAAAAAUACAGUAAAAUUGACCAACUUUAGUAUGUUAGUACUGAAGGAGGAUGUUUCGUGAGAAAUCGGGGGUGUUUUUACUUCAAAAUAUAAUUCAAUUUAUUUUUAUUUGUGGCACUUUUAGGAGCUUUGGUUUAAUUUUAAAAUUUACAUGAUUUUUUAAGAAAGUACUCUCAAACGCUUGUUGCAAAAAGCAGAAAAUCGAGCAACUUCAAGCCUUUAAAACGCGUCUUGGUAUGUGAGAAAUCAUGUCAAACUGCAUGCUGGCACAAAGUUUGGUCCUUAUACGAAAAUAAUAUGAAAUAACAAAUUUGCCGGCAAAAUAAAAGAGUUUGCAAGGCACCAUGGCCAAGGUCAGGAAUUUGCAUUAUGCAAAUCAGUUGUAGAAAUCGUACUUGAGAGCUACGAAGAAAACAAGAUAGUUAAAGAUGGUUAAACAAUUAUUUGAUAUGGAAAUGAUAUGAAAUUAUACAAAAAUCCGUAGACAUUGCUGAAGAGGGCUGCAAAUUGAUGUGUAGAUGCGAAAUUUUCUGUUAAUUUGAAUUGCAGAAGACUCUGUUAUGGUUGACUCACUAUUUCAACAGCACUACCUUCACCUAACUAUAGAUAAGGGCCGCUGUAUAGUUCACCAUUUUUGUUGACUACGUGUUUAUUAUCGACACUAUUCUUAGUUGAAUGGCUAAUUUUUCUGCAACAGCGAUAACAUUUCGUUUGAAAUAUCUUGGAUAUCUUGAAAAAAGUCAUGUGAGUAAACAAAUUCAUGCAACACCGCAAGCUUCUGCUGUGUAGUUUUUAACCUAAAGAUAACAGCCCAACUAUUUUUUUUUUAUGCUAUUUGCUUUUAUUUUUUUUUGGAAAAUGGCCACAUUUCUGUCAUUAAACUUGAUAGAAAGGACUUAUGUCACGGUAGCAAUAUAAUUAUACCGUGUUGCAGUCUGGGCGAUAAUUCUCUAUGAUGCAAUCACGGUCUUUUUCUUAGAGGUAAACAAGCGCGAGGCUUUUCACAGAGCAUAUAAGGAAAACGAUGUCAUUCUGUAAUUUUGCUUCUCUUCUUGGGGGAGCUUGUGGUGCAAGUUGUGAAAAUCCAAACGUGGUUGACUUUGUCGGAUUGAAAGACUGUACUAGGGAAGUUACAGCUCACUUGAAGAGUUGUAACAUUUUGACGGAUGUUGAAAGCGUCAACAACAACGAAAGGAAAUUAUUACCAGAUUUUUUUUUUAUAUUACUUUAGUUUAAGGACCAAACUUUGUGCCAGCAUGUAGUUUGACAUGAUGUCACACAUACCAAGACGCGUUUUGAAGGCUUGAAGCUGCUCGAUUUUUCGCUUUUGCAACAAGCGUUUGACGGCACUUUGUUAAAAAUCAUGUGAAUUUUAAAAUUAAUACUCCUUAAAAUGCCACAAAUGAAAAUCAAAUAAAUUAUAUUUUGAAGAAAAAACACCCACAAUUUCUUACGAAACAUCCUCCUUCCGUACUAGCGCACUAAAGUUGGUCAAUUUUAAUAUAUUUUUUGCAUAAUUAAUUGGUGAAAACCCGAAUUUUCGUUUUUCCCCAUUUUCUCGGGCACAUUUAAUUUUUCAAACUUUGAAAUAAUUUUUUUGAAUAUAUCUCCCUUAGAGGGUUUUCCAGGCAAAUUAUCAGAAUUUUCGGUUUUUUUAGCCUGGCCAGCGGUUCUCGAUAAUUACAGUCAUGGGCGGUCCAUUAGUCGCUACACUUCAACAUAUCAAGGUUAUGAGAUUUCGUAGAUAUGGUAGAUUUCCUUGUAAUUCUGUACCUAGUUGGUUAUUGAAAAAGUUGUCAAAGGAUCGUCCAUUCGGAAUCGUUGAAUGAAGAUUGUUGUUGGUUUGAACUAAUGAUAAAAAAUAAAUAAAUAAAUAAAUAAAUAAAAAAUUAAAAAAAAACUAAAAAUAUUUCUGAGAGCAAGCGUGAAACGGAAUUCUAAAUCGAGAUUUGUAACAUUUAACCCGGCUAAAUGAUCCACUAUUGUAUGAAAAAUAUUUAGUGAUCUUGUUUUGGUCUCCUAAUGCUUGCUUGUUCCAGUAAUACAGCAAAAUAGAGAUAGCGUAGGUUCUCAGUGUCAAAGGUCUAAGUAUUUCACUAAAGCAUGGUCUAUUAUGUCCUAUUUGCACAUUCAAACCACUCAAGCCUUUGACUGAUUUGGCGCAUGAGCUUGUGUGAGAAUAGGUGUCAUCGAAUUAAUAUUGAAGCCUCUAUCAUAAUUAACCAAUUUAUGUUUGCAGUGUAGGCUAACGCAAAGGGGUAUUGCACUUAUGCUGUCUCUCAAGUUGAUCUGGAUUUUGAAAUUCCUGAACAGUAUGCGAGAAUGCAAAAUACGCACUGAAUUGCAUUUUCGUCUUUGCUACUGAACUUGAUGUGAAAAAAAUGGACCUUUUUUUUUCUCGGCGGGGAUGUAGGUAAUGAAGCACCAAGGUUUGACUUCAAGAGACAUCUUUACCUAGUAUGUCAGGUCAUGUAAUAGUACUUCAUUCAAAUUUCUUCUUAUUAACGUGCGUAUGUGCCUAUGAUUCACAAAAGAUAAGGCUGAGAAUUCCCUUCAGACCUGAUUAAAAGUUCUGAUAAAGUGGGUAAACAAAACGUACAAGCCAAGGUAGUCUAUUGAUUUCGAAAAUUUAUCCUUCGAAAUUCGUUUCUUUGAUGCUGAAAGUUACCAGACGACAUAUCUACACUGUACUUGAUAGCCUUGAUCCUUAAGUAAAGCCGCAACGUUGCCAUGUCUGUUGUCUUUACCAGGUGGGGUAUUUCAUUUUCUUCUAAGACUCAUUAUAAUUUAGUUCUAACAAAGCGUUUUAUUCUACAAAAUGACCUUUCGGACGACCUAAAAAAAAUUCUAGGGGAGCAUGCUACCUGUUUACCACUCCAAGAACUUCAUUUCUUCAGCGGAUAUCAAUCCGACCACCCUUACUAAUCCUGGAUCUACCCGAGCAGUAAAUUUACGCCAUAUAAUAAAAUUUAUUUCCUUUAGGUUCUGAUCUGCUUUUCCUGGCACUUUUUGUGACUUAUCAAAUUCUACCAUCAACGCGAGCACUCCCAAUAGAUUGCCAAAAGAACACAGCAGUCUGUUUGGAAGAAAUAAUGAAGGAAGUCACCCAAGUUCGAUUUGAGGUUAAAAUUCUCACGGAGAACAAAACAUUGGCGAAACGUAAGCACGAUUCCUCUUCGUUCAUAUGUGUUAAUACCUUUAUUAACAUUUAUUCAUUUCAAUUUUUAUUGUAAUUUUUCAUGAGUAUAUCAACUGUUAUUACGUUGUAUUUCAUCAACAGCUAAGAACUGUGUUGAACUCUACCAUUCCGGUCAAAGGAUCAGCGGUAUUUACACGAUCGACCCAGAUGACUCAGGCGCUUUUAAUGUGUAUUGUGACCAAACUACUUCUGGUGGGGGAUGGACAGUCUUCCAGAAGAGAAUGGAUGGCUCUGUUGAUUUUAAUCGCACCUGGAAUGACUACAAACAUGGCUUCGGUAACUUGGUCGGUGAAUUUUGGCUCGGACUGGACAAGAUAAACCGUCUGACACAAAACAUAACAAAGAACAUGCUUCGAAUAGAUCUGGGGGUAACUACGCGCCAAACUGUUCACGCUGAGUAG